Silurus meridionalis is the source of this 3255-nucleotide messenger RNA. RefSeq names its product peptidyl arginine deiminase, type II (gene padi2). Bases 519 to 2537 code for a protein of 672 amino acids. Gene Ontology annotation, cellular component: cytoplasm. The transcript is spliced from 16 exons. NCBI's taxonomy places the organism in Eukaryota, Metazoa, Chordata, Actinopteri, Siluriformes, Siluridae. The record is from RefSeq and is a predicted model, not a curated record. Gene Ontology annotation, molecular function: protein-arginine deiminase activity; calcium ion binding.
GAAGCUCAUGGCGAUAAUAAAUAAGAAGAAUAAGAUCUUAUUUAUUAAAUAAUUCAUAGUUUAAGGCAAAAGGUUUGAAAUUUGUAGAAAUGAUUUAAAAUGUAUUUACUGUAUUUAUUUUGAGUUCAUUCGUAAUAUAUAUAAUUAUUUCGUUAAUCUAUCUGAUACUGGAAAUAGUGUGUGUGUGUGUGUGUGUGUGUGUGUGUGUGUGUGUGUGUGUGUGUGUGUGUGGUUUGAGGUUUGAGUCUGAUUUCAGAUCAAGUCCUUUCUCUCUCCCGUGGUGUGAAGUACAGAAUUACAGGUUAAAGUGAGACACAGUCAGUCUCAGGGAAGCGGAAUUGUACCUGCCUUGUCGACCAAUAGGAGCCUGUGUGUGUGUGUGUGUGUGUGUGUGUGUGUGUGUGUGUGUGUGUGUGUGUGUGUGUGUGUGUGUGUGUGUGUGUGUGUGUGUGUGUAAAGAGAAAGCUCAGUAUCUGAGUAAGUGCAGGUGGAGUGUAGGGACAGUAGAAGGUAGCAAUAUGACUUCCCCCCGAACUCUGCGCCUUCAGACUCACUGGAUUACUCGCACACUGUUUGUGGUGGGAACGAAACUGAGAGUGAAUGUAACAAGUUGUGCCCCAUUAAACAGCAAGUUCUUCUCAGUGAAGUGCACCCCCAACGUGCAAUGCCAGGUUUUGUCUCAGGUGCCGGGUGGAAAUCCGCUCUUCUCCCCACAGCCGCUCAGCAAAAACUCUGUGCUCCUCGUUUCCAUGGACACUGCCAGCUCGGAGCCCGAUGAUAGCAAGCUGUCUGUGAGGUUCUACGGGGCAAAAUCAGAGCUGCUUGGAAAUGCUGUGGUACAUCUCACAGCUGUCGAGAUCUCCCUAGAUGUGGAUGCAGACCGAGAUGGUAUUGUUGAGAAGAACAAUCCAAACAAGGCUUCAUGGAAGUGGGGUCCUAAUGGACACGGUGCCAUUCUGCUCGUCAACUGUGACGCCGAAGCUUCCUACUACAAGAAAAUAGACAAUGAGAAUGAGGAGAUGGAUAACGUCUCAGAUUUGAAGGACAUGUCCAAGAUCAUCUUGCGUACCAACGGACCACCCGUGCUUCCGAAAGGCUAUAAAUUGAGCUUGCAUAUCUCUCAGACAGACGCUGAGAGAGUGAGGGUCUUCAGAAACAGGUCCACCAAGCAGACAGAGGCCUCUCUGAGCAAUAUUAUACUGGGUUUGUUUCAAAAGGAAUAUCCUUUAGUGCUGAAUAAAAAGCAACUGGCUAAUGAAGUCCCCUAUCAAGGUGGAAAGUCUGAACUAGUGUUCUAUGUCGAGGGCCUUCGCUUUCCAGAUAAUGACUUUGACGGACUACUUACGAUCAACCUAAGUCUUUUAGAGCCUGUUGCUGAGGGUUUCCCAGAGACCCCGAUUUUCACCGAUAAGGUUGUGUUCCGUGUUGCACCUUGGAUUAUGACACCCAACACUCUCAAACCUUUGAAAGUCUAUGUGUGCAAAACAGCCGAUAACUUCAAGGUUCUGAGCGGCAUAAAGCAACUGGUGCAAAAGGGUGGAUACCAACUGCAGAUAUGCCCUAUGUAUAAAAACCGAGGAGAUCGCUGGAUGCAGGAUGAGCUUGAGUUCGGCUAUAUUGAUUCCCCCCACCACGGAUUUCCUGUGGUCUUGGACUCUCCCCGGGAUGGAGAACUCAAGGAUUUCCCCUACAAGGACUUACUGGGUCCAGACUUUGGCUAUGUUACCCGCCAUCCUUUAAGAAAAGAGGUUAGCAGCUUGGAUUCGUUUGGUAAUUUGGAGGUAAGCCCUCCAGUCACUGUGAAUGGGAAGAACUAUCCACUGGGCCGGAUCAUCAUUGGUGUGGCCUUUCCUACCACAGAGAAUGGACGCAACAUGACAAAAGUGGUGCAGGACUUCUUGUGGGCUCAGAAGGUUCAGGAGCCCAUUGCUCUCUACUCUGAUUGGCUCUUUGUGGGUCAUGUGGAUGAGUUCAUGAGCUUUGUUCCAGCUCCUGACAGAAAGGGAUUCCGACUGCUGCUGUCCAGCCCUGCAGCAGCAUAUAAAGUGUUCAGGACAGUGCAGAAUAAAGGACAUGGGGAUGCUAAGAUGUUUCCAGGGACAGAGGAAGCGGUCAGCAUUGAUGAGAUCUUAAGCGACAAAGGGUUUCAAGAAGAAAACAAUUAUGUCCAGAGCUGCAUAGACUGGAACAGGGAUAUACUAAAGAAAGAGCUUGCACUGGAUGAAGAAGACAUUAUUGAUUUACCAGUCCUGUUUAAAUUGGUUCCUAAGGAGAAAAGAGCCGUGGCCUUUUACCCUGACAUGGUGAACAUGAUAGUACUCGGGAAGGACCUUGGCAUCCCUAAGCCUUUUGGGCCACAGGUGGAUGGUAAAUGUGCCCUAGAGACUGAGGUGUGCUCUCUGCUCAAGCCACUUGGCCUGAGCUGCAGCUUCAUUGAUGACUUUGCAUCAUACCACAAGCUUUUGGGGGAAGUCCACUGCGGCACAAACGUGCUCAGAGAACCUUUCACCUUUAAAUGGUGGAACCUCGAGCUGUGAGAAAGUACAGAGCAGUUGAAUAGAAAAAAACGUGCGAGUACGACACCAAGAACUGUUUUCAUUUCACUUAUUACAAACGUCGCUAAAGUAUUUCCCAGUCAUAUCAACAUUAUUUCCUAUAAUUACCAGUCUUUUAUUUAGCAAAAGUAUAAAGGCUUCAAAUGUUUUUGAAAGCAGGUGUUUAAAAAAAAAAAGGUUACCAUUUGUGUAAAAUACUUUAAUUAGAGAAUCUUUUGUAUGCCUGAUAUGACAUUUUUGAUUCAAGGGUUUCUUAUGUGACUGAAAUAGGUUUAUAAAUAAUAAGUAAAAACUGAGUUUAAAACCUUUUUGAUAAAUUGUGAAACAGUUCUUGGAGGAGCACUCGGAUGUUUUGCACACCACUGCAUUCCUGUUGCCUGCAAAAAAUAAAAAUAAAAUAAAUCACUUUUCAGUACAAUCUCUUUAAGCAAUUUAACAAACCCCUAAACUACAUUACCCAAGAAACCAGGUUUACCUACUGCAUUAAGCAACAUGACUAUCUAGCAAUCGCUGUGCCUGGAAAUCUGCGGUUUUUUUUGCACUCCUCCUGCAUUGUUGUUUUGUACUGCUUGAUUAAUUAUUACUAUUGAGGCCUUAUUAAUGAGACCUUUUGAAAUAAAAUGAUUGUGGUGUAUUGAUGAAUAAUACAGUGUAACCCAGCACGUUUUUACAGUGGAAAAAAUAAAACUUCUGAGCAUGC